AUGCUCUACCAUCAACCCGAAAUCCCACUUGCUUCCCCACUUGCUUCCCCGCCCUCUAUCCUCAACCCGAAUAGCCACUUGCAAACCCUUACUGCUUGCCUUCCAUAUCUGCCACCUCCCCUAUCCCCCUCCAAUCUACAGGAAUUGUCUAGGCGUGUAGCAACACAUUUUUGCUUCAACAUUCAAGCUUCAAUGAUUCAGUUCUACCCAUCUGUGGAGGAGGCCUUAGAUCAUGGGUUUAGCGAGUUUGUGUCGCCACAGGUUCUGGCCUCGUUGCGUGUGCUCUUUCAGCACAACGAUGCCAGCACCAGAGGGGUCUUUUUCGAGCAGCUGUCCUCAACUAGGACUUCUAUCAACGGCUGGAUGAGAAAGGUGGCACUCACGGCGUUGGGUCGGCAGGCAAACAGGUGCUACUUGGGGAGGUUACCAGCAGAUCUGCUUGCACCACUCGAGUUCUACACGGAUGAGGAGCUCAUUGCACGUUACAAGGAUGGGGAGAGGGGGCUGGCAUGGCAUCGGGAGCUCCUCAUCCCUUGCGGCAGCCUCAUCUUCUCGGUGUCCAUCAAGUUGGCUUUGGCGCGUCGUGGGGUCAAUACCGAGAAGAUUAAGACCCGCCAGCUGGGUUGGAUCCUAUAUGCGUUUGAGUGGCCAAUCCUCAACAACGCGCCUGAUGGGAAGUUGAGCGGCAAGUGGGAGUACAAUCGGAUCCAGUACGAGGAGAUGUGCACCCGUGUGAAGCAGGAGGUCGAGAUCGCUGUCAUUGUCCAUGGUGUCCCAUACGCCAGCAACACGAACACAUUCAACUUCCCCAACUGCGUCUACAUCGACGCGUCUGACAUGGAGACCCUUGUCAGCAGGGUGCAGGUAACAUUGCUGAUUUCCUCCCAUCUCAUCCGUCCCCUUCCUCCCAUCUCAUCCGUCCCCUUCCUCCCAUCGCAUCCAUCCCCUUCUUCCCAUCUCAUCCGUCCCCUUCUUCCCAUCUCAUCCAUCCCCUUCCUCCCAUCUCAUCCGUCCCCUUCCUCCCAUCUCAUCCGUCCCCUUCUUCCCAUCUCAUCCGUCCCCUUCUUCCCAUCUCAUCCAUCCCCUUCCUCCCAUCUCAUCCGUCCCCUUCCUCCCAUCUCAUCCAUCCCCUUCUUCCCAUCUCAUCCGUCCCCUUCUUCCCAUCUCAUCCAUCCCCUUCCUCCCAUCUCAUCCGUCCCCUUCCUCCCAUCUCAUCCGUCCCCUUCUUCCCAUCUCAUCCGUCCCCUUCUUCCUAUCUCAUCCGUCCCCUUCCUCCUAUCUCAUCCGUCCCCUUCCUUCCGUCCCCUAUGCCUCUUUGCACAGGCUGCACGACCUGCACCAGCCCGGGUUGUCACCCCAAACCCGUAA
Messenger RNA from Closterium sp. NIES-65, 1368 nucleotides. The record is from the annotation of a GenBank genome assembly. NCBI's taxonomy places the organism in Eukaryota, Viridiplantae, Streptophyta, Zygnematophyceae, Desmidiales, Closteriaceae.